Molecule: messenger RNA, 1287 nt
Organism: Oryza brachyantha (malo sina)
Lineage: Eukaryota; Viridiplantae; Streptophyta; Magnoliopsida; Poales; Poaceae
Product: stem-specific protein TSJT1
Exons: 3
Coding region: 210-986 (258 amino acids)
Source: RefSeq, a predicted model, not a curated record
AUAUUUUCGUCCUAAAAUCCGUCUAUAAAGACGCGCACAUCUCUAUCCGCACCUCCAUUCCAUUCGCCAACCCGGCACGUCUCUCAUCUUCGGCAGCAGCGGCUCGAGCUUGUAGCUAAGGUGGUGCGUUCUUGCGUCGUCGCCGUCCUCGGAUUGAUCCGGCUACCGGAGAGGAGGAGGAAGAACAGGUGUAGCGACCGGUGGCGAGAAUGUUGGCCAUAUUCCAGAAGCAGGUGGCGCACGCUCCGGCGGAGCUGAACAGCCCGCGGAGCAGCGCGGCCAAGCCCAAGAACCCCGACGAGAUCCUCAGGGAGUUCCACGCCCUGCACCCCAUCGAGGCCUUCUCCACCUCCUUCGGCGGCGGCGCCGCCCUCGCCUGCGUCGCCGGCCACGCCCGCAACGGCCUCUCGGGCUACGAGAGGAUGUUCUGCGGGCUGGAUGACAUCUACUGCGUGUUCAUGGGGAGGCUGGACAACCUGAGCAGCCUGAUCCGGCAGUACGGGCUGUGCAGCCGCUCCACCAACGAGGCGCUGCUCGUCAUCGAGGCGUACCGCACCCUCCGCGACCGCGGCCCUUACCCCGCCGACCAGGUCGUCAAGGACCUCUCCGGCUCCUUCGCCUUCGUCGUCUUCGACAACAAGUCCGGCGCCGUCUUCGCCGCCCUGAGCACGGACGGGGAGGUGCCGCUGUACUGGGGGAUCGCGGCGGACGGGUCGGUGGUGAUCUGCGACGAGAGGGAGAUCGUGAAGGGAGGGUGCGGGAAGUCGUACGCGCCGUUCCCGGUGGGGUGCAUGUUCCACAGCGAGGGCGGGCUGAAGAGCUUCGAGCACCCGAUGAACCGGCUGAAGGCGAUGCCGCGGGUGGACAGCGAGGGCGUCAUGUGCGGCGCCACCUUCAAGGUCGACACCUUCACCAAAAUCAACUCCAUGCCCCGCGUCGGCAGCGCCACCAACUGGGCCGCCACCUGGGACGACGCCGCCCUCUGAUCAUUCUGCUGUGCUAGCUGCUCCCCUUCACCCUCCUCGCCGAUUGCCUCCGCUGAUCUCUCCUCCUCCGAUGUGCUUCUCCGUUCAGAAGCAGAUUAUUAGAGCGAUAUAUUUGCAGCUAGCGUGGAAGCGCGCUUUCUAUUUUUCUUUUUCUGUUUUGCUUUUACUUAUUUUUAUUUCCCUUUUUAUGUAUCUUGGGCUCUCGGCAAUGUACAUUCUAUGUGGCGGGUAGCAUGCCAUGCAUGGUACAUACCAUGAAUGAACGAUGAUGAAAUAAGAAAGAGUUUGCUUCACUCCAGAA